Alternaria atra is the source of this 642-nucleotide messenger RNA. RefSeq lists its product as uncharacterized. The coding region runs from base 1 to 642 and encodes 213 amino acids. NCBI's taxonomy places the organism in Eukaryota, Fungi, Ascomycota, Dothideomycetes, Pleosporales, Pleosporaceae. The record is from RefSeq and is a predicted model, not a curated record. The transcript has a single exon.
AUGCUUCCCCAACACGUCCUCUUCGCGCUCGUCGCCACCGUCGCCGCUGUCCCGCUUAACAUCAACUUGGGAGCCUACUCGCCUGCCCUGGUAGUCGGUGAUGGAGAGAUCUCACUGGGAUCAACAGAAUCAGCUUCACAGUUGAUGUCUACGCUCGCUUCGGGAGCAGCAGCCAACGCCGGCGGGGAGGGCGCAGCACAAGGUCAGCAAGAACAACCAGCCGCCGCCGAACAGCCCGCAGCAGCUGAAGGCGAGCAACCUCAAGAACAACCAGCUGAAGGAGAAACAGCUAAGCGAUCCGUCCUCCGCCGCGCCAUUAGCGACAUCCUCGGCAAGCGUGCCCCCGCUCCCGUCGAGCCCAAGAUGGCCGCCGUCGAAGAGGCCAUGCAGUGGAUCAAGCGCGAUCUCGCUGGCUUCAACGCUGCUCUCGGUUACGCCAAGGAGGCCCAGAAGGAUAUGCCCAAGGUCGAGAUGGGCACUGAGAACGCUGGUGUCGGUCUGCUCGUCAACCCCGGUGUCAACGUUCCCAAAGACUCUGCCGCCGCCGGCACCCCACCUGCUGAGAAGAAGGCAAAGCGCGACGAGGUUGUCGAAGAGGAGGAUGCACCCAAGAUGACUCUUGUCGCCAUCACCGAAGUUUGA